This is a messenger RNA of Trichoderma harzianum CBS 226.95, 1009 nucleotides long. RefSeq lists its product as hypothetical. Gene Ontology annotation, molecular function: ribonuclease P RNA binding. Bases 151 to 831 code for a protein of 226 amino acids. Lineage: Eukaryota; Fungi; Ascomycota; Sordariomycetes; Hypocreales; Hypocreaceae. Gene Ontology annotation, cellular component: ribonuclease P complex; ribonuclease MRP complex. The transcript has a single exon. The record is from RefSeq and is a predicted model, not a curated record. Gene Ontology annotation, biological process: rRNA processing; tRNA 5'-leader removal.
UCCCAAAAAUUGCCGAUUGGGAUGGAAUUUUCAUCAACAUUCAAUCUCUCAGUCACGUCAGCCUCCCGGUUUCUUCACUCCAUUUACAGUCGAUUUCAAGGGCUUGCUAUUUUCUAAGGCGUCUGAGGGUCAAGAUUUCGCAUCGCCAUCAUGGCGUCUUCCGAGCAGGUCAAGGUGACUCAGGAUUUGCUCUCAAGAGCGCACUCUCCCGACAGCGCAAAUCGCAUCUAUAGUGAUAAGAUCCAGUAUCGAACUCUUCAGCUCAAGCCAACAUCUCCUCCUGCAGCUGCUCUCAAUGCCAGGGCAGCACGUCAAAGAGCUCGUCUGCAGGGCAAACUCCGGGGGAAACAAAGGCCGAAGCCGCUCUCUGCUCGUGAGCGCCGCCAGCUAGGUCUAUACGACAUCCCCGAAGAGGGGCAGAAGUAUGAAAUUUACGAAGGGCUGAAUAAGCUGUGGAUGGGCUACGCCUUGGAAAUCUUGGGCAACGACAUAUACACCGGCGGCCCACUGGCUGCUGCGAAGCUGGCAAGCGCCGAGUUUCACGGGGCUGAAGCCGAAGUGGUGAGGAGUCGGUGCCCAGGACGAGUGGGUAUCAAGGGCAUCAUUGUGAGGGACCGCAAGUUUGUUGUUGAGCUGAUUACAAGAAAGAGGGGGCUCAAGGUUGUUCCAAAGGAGGGGACCACGUUUCGUGUGGAAGUAUCCGAGCCUCAACAAGCCAAUGAUGCCCCGGAGAAGAGAUUCGCCUUUGAGGUUCUCGGAGACCAGAUGAUGCUGCGCUCUGCCGAUCGAGCCAACAGGAAAUUCAAAUCGCAUUUCCUUAAAAACGUCUAGCGGUUGGAUAUCACGACUACUUCGAUCUCUGAUGCCCCCGCCCCUAUCCGUCAUGAGUUUUGGGAGUGUCUGGUCAUACGAGCUCCACGACCGAGGCUGGCUUGUCCAUUUUUAAGUUUUCAAUAUUGGGAUAUACGUCGUCAUCCUUCACUCGUAUCCUACGUAUUGUUGGACUGGU